Molecule: messenger RNA, 1257 nt
Organism: Debaryomyces hansenii CBS767
Lineage: Eukaryota; Fungi; Ascomycota; Pichiomycetes; Serinales; Debaryomycetaceae
Exons: 1
Coding region: 1-1257 (418 amino acids)
Source: RefSeq, a predicted model, not a curated record
AUGUCAGACUUAAAUAACGGUGGCUUACAAAUGGUCACCAUACUCGAAACGAUUAAAAAGUUUUCAGAAAACAUUAAUGGAUACAAAUUAGUACUGAUGGGCGGUAGCGUCGUAUGUGGUAUGAUAUAUAUAUACAGAUAUCACAAAGUUAGCCAAGUAUUGCCUCAAAGGCAUUCGGAAGAUUUUAAAAGUUUGACUACGGCUAUAACAGGUCUAUGCUUGUGGAACUUCAUGAUUACAGCAUUCGCUGAAACCACAUUGCUCAACUUGGAUAAUGUGCUGGGAUAUUUGAAUGGUGAUGAGGACUUACCUAAAAACUUCAGAGGAUACUUUGUAAAUGAAGACAUCCAUUCGGUAUUGAAUAUGUACUAUUUGCGGAAAGAUGUGAAGUUAUUAUCCGUAACGGUUGUAUCGAUGACAUUGUUCCAAAUUUUUUCUCAUGUCAUCAUGAAAAGUGUCGAAUAUAUUUCAUUCAUUUCCACCGAAGACAGCAAUGAUGUCGAGAAGGCUGUGGAACCACGCCCUCUCUCUAAAUCUGUUUCAUUCGACGUUGACUUAACUACAUACCAAUACCUGGACAUGGAAUUAUCGGUAUCCAAGUCCAGAUUAAACUUCGGCCAAUCGCCGCUCAAGUCAUUUUUCAUCAAGCAUUGCAUCUCAUUCGUCAUCCUUUCCGUCAUAUCAUAUUGCAUAGUUCCAGACAGUUUCUUAUUUAAUUCAUCAGCAAUUCUUUUUCAAUGCUCGAGCAUCACCCUCAAGUCUGAUCACAUUUUCUACUCGAUUUUUACCCUUUUCUUUCUUGACGUGGCCACCAUAUUUGUCAAGGUUGCAAACCAUCCCAAACUCAGAAACUUCCCCCAGUUUACUUCCAUCUUAUCCAGAUUCAUAUGGUGCUAUAGCAGCGUGAUCCUUGCCACGUCCAUGAGCUUGAUGCUAUUAUUCAAUGAUGUGCUCAUCAAUUUGGUCAAAUUGCUCGCUAUUUAUACAUAUGCGCCGACUCACACGAUCACCUACGAUGUUCUGUUCGUUACGCAGAUUUUCGUUAACUAUUUAACGCACAGUAUUCAACUGUCUUGUACCGCCGGUGCAGAAUGUUCCCAAUUGGAAUUAGUUAAUACAUUAUCGAAAAACUUUGUUUGGUUGAAAGAUAUCCUAAGCAGCUGCUGCAUUGUGCUCAACUUAUCAUGCUUAGUGAUACUACCAAUGUUAAUUUGGUUAGUGAUAAUUGAAUCUAAACUCGGACGCUCUAUUUAUUGA